AUGCUGUCGAACAACGCACCCAACCCGCCUGAGGGAGGCGCGGUGUCGUACACUCCUUCUCCGGUGCCUCUGACGAGCACAGAGGAGAGCCAACGUGCGGAAGCGCAAUGUGCGCCGCGCAACAAGCGGGCAGAAGAUGUUGUGGUGGAAGCCGCCAGCAACGAUAACAAUGACACGCAUCAUCACAACAACGGUGACGGCGCGUCGCACGCAGAAAUGGACACCAUCGUGACUGUUUCCCCCGACACCGCGGACCCCUUCGAUGUGCGCAAUCGCAGCCGACAGCGCCGCCGCACAAUGGGAGAGGUCUACCCGAUCAUGAAGAACACGAUCUACUCCGAUGACGAGUGCGAGGAGGAAAUCGCGCUGACUGCCUGGGACUGCGGUGCGCUCUUUAUUCGCUACAUCAACGGCAUCUUCCAGUACUUUGUGCGCAACCCAAAAGUGAUGGGACUCCUCUUCACCACCGCAAUUAUUCUUCUCUUCUUCAAGUACUCGCAGCAGCAAGUCGUCAAGGUGGUCAACGCGGCGGUGAAGGCGCACCCCGGUCUGGAGCCGACCGACACACUCCGCAGCGCCGUCGUCUCCUUCACGGAGGAGCUGCGUGCGCUGGAGCGGGUGGCGCAGACGGUGGGGUGGUCAUACAACCGGGACGGCGUGCUCGGCUACGACAUCCACACCGCCGUGAACACCACUUUUUUCGCCCUCGUCAACAGCUUUCAGUCCACCUUCACGUCGAACACGCGAACCUACGUCGUGUACGCGUUGCCCAGCGCGACGUCGUCGCCGCUGACGGCGCACUGGGGCCAGAUUGGGUGCGCCACGGAGAGCAAAAGGAACCCCAUGUGCUACUACGUCACCGCGGGCAGCGUGGCGAGUGAGUGGGUCGUGUCAUCCGGCGACUCGGGCACGACCCCCGACGACGGGGGCAACGAAACCGCCGCGGGCGUUUACGUGGAGCAGCGCAUGCCGGAGUUGCUGAACGUGGUGUCGACGGCGAAGAAAGGCAGCGCGCUGGCAGCGACCGGGGUGUGGACCCGCCCGUCCAUGACGCAGCGCAUCUUCUCCGACGUGCGGGUGCGCACCAUCAGCUACCUACUCCCGAUCGCUUUCAGCACGGCGGGCUACCCCACCGCCCUCGCCGGUGUGGACGUGAGUGUGGAGCAGCUGAUGGACACGGUGAACGGCGCCGCCACACCGAACAUGGAGCUCGUCGUCGUCGACAACCGCUACAACACCAGCGAAGGUGGACAGUUUGUCUACGACUCCUUUAACGAGACCCUCUUCUGGGCAACGCCGUACGGAGUGCGCAACACGCCGGUUCCGCGCGUCAACGCCUUGGCGGAGCCGGUCUUCCGCAACAAUGGUAUCACGCUUGCCACCAACGCGUCGUUUUAUCAGAACGGCCUCAUCUACCAGUCACUGACCAUGAUGGAUCACUGGACCCUCAUCGCAAGCUCGCCGCUGGCGCUGUCCGUGGCGGAGGUGGUGGCCUCGCUUGGCUCGAUCGUGAAGGAGAGUCAGAGCGUUGCCAAGACAGCGGCAAGCCUCUACCGAAACUGCGAAGCGGCUGCAAACACCAAGUCGGAUAGCAUGUCUGUGGAGGCUUUUGCGCAGAUUGAGCACGCCUUCGGUACGCAACUCCAUUCCCUCUACAUGUCUUACGCCCUCAAUGGUGCAAGCCCGCAAGGUAGCAGUAGCAGUAGCAGCACCAGGAACAGCAGCAGUAGCAGGAGCAGGAGCAGUAGCAGUGCAUCAACGAAAGAAUCUUCUUCGCUGGGGUCCACCACGUCUUCAUCUACCUCCUCCACCACUGCAGAACCGACAACAACAACAACGACGACGCCCACACCUGCGGACUCCUCUGGGAUCGUUCAGUCAGACUCGGUGUUGGUAAAACAGGUUAUUUCGUCGCACGCGCGUCGUGCCAGCACGUUGGCUGCAAGCGCAGCCGACAGCAACACCACCUCUUCCUCUUCGUCUUCCUCGGCAGCGGCGGCGGUACGCAAGUGGGGUGUGUGCGGCUGCACCUUUUCUUCCUCUUCCUCGAGCGACACUACCUGUUUCUACACCGACUCGAACCAGCUGGAAACGAUCUUCAACGGUCCCGUGUUGUCCGAGUCGCCGGCCAACGAAACAAAGACGCAGGACUUCACGACGUCGCGGCGCAGCAGCUUCACGAAACACAACAUCGACGGCACCAACGUCACGGCGGGCUUUUGGACGGUGCCGUACGUCAGCAACGACACCGUCACCGGUGAGGUCUUUUUGGCUGUCAGCUACGUCUACCCCAGCACGCACAACAGCAGAGGACUCGUGUCUCGUGCGGUUAUCCUCGACACCACCGCGACGUGGAUGAUGCAGUCGCUGAAGGUGAACCAGCACGCCGGGACCGCGGCGCUCUACUUGAUUGACCGCCGUAACGCCGGCAUCUUCCUCGCCUCCAGCACCCACUCCUCCGCCGUGAGGGAGGUGUACCCGGCGCUGAGCACGCCCUAUAGCGACUUCAACAAGAUUUCGGCAGCGGUGUACACUAUGGCAGGCAACUCGUGGGAGAGGUCGCUGUCCUUUCAUAUGGACGGGACGCUCGUGAACUACCAGGUGGUGCUGGGGCAGUGGGGCGUAAUCGAGGUGAUGCCGGGCGAGACGGCGCUGCAGCGCUACCUGCCGACGCCCGUGGUGGAGGGUGCCACCGAUGCGAUCCGCCUCCUGCCGCUGAGCCAGACGGUGGAACUGUUUCUCUACGUGAGUGGCAUCUUGCUUCUCUACUUUCUAAACCUCCUCAUUCUCGGGUGCAGCAAGCUCGGCAAGAAGUAG
Leptomonas pyrrhocoris is the source of this 2817-nucleotide messenger RNA. RefSeq lists its product as hypothetical. The coding region runs from base 1 to 2817 and encodes 938 amino acids. The record is from RefSeq and is a predicted model, not a curated record. The transcript has a single exon. NCBI's taxonomy places the organism in Eukaryota, Euglenozoa, Kinetoplastea, Trypanosomatida, Trypanosomatidae.